This is a messenger RNA of Aspergillus welwitschiae, 789 nucleotides long. Its product is annotated as TBP family protein. Lineage: Eukaryota; Fungi; Ascomycota; Eurotiomycetes; Eurotiales; Aspergillaceae. Gene Ontology annotation, molecular function: DNA binding; RNA polymerase II general transcription initiation factor activity. The record is from RefSeq and is a predicted model, not a curated record. The transcript has 4 exons. The coding region runs from base 1 to 789 and encodes 262 amino acids. Gene Ontology annotation, biological process: DNA-templated transcription initiation.
AUGGAUUCUCUUACGACCCAUCCUUCUACCGCGCAGCAGGCCCGGGCCUUCACUUCCCCCGCUUCUCUGUCCUUCCCCGGUGGUGCCGGCGAUCUGACUCCGCCUUCCGAUAAAGACGGAAACAUGGCGAUGGCUCAGGGUGCGAAUGGGAUGAUGAACGGUCAGCAGCAGGGAGGAAAUGCCACUAAUGGCAACGGGGUGGCGCCCGCAACUCCAGCUGCGACUCCCGGUGCCAACACUCCGGGAAGUGGCAUUGUGCCUACGUUGCAAAACAUUGUCGCGACGGUCAACCUUGACUGUCGUCUGGACUUGAAAACGAUCGCACUCCACGCAAGAAAUGCGGAGUACAACCCUAAGCGUUUCGCGGCCGUGAUCAUGCGUAUCCGAGAGCCGAAGACGACCGCUUUGAUCUUCGCCUCGGGCAAGAUGGUGGUUACUGGUGCCAAGUCGGAGGAUGACUCCAAGCUGGCUUCCAGAAAGUACGCGCGUAUCAUCCAGAAGCUUGGUUUCAAUGCCAAGUUCACGGAUUUCAAGAUCCAGAACAUCGUGGGUUCUUGCGAUAUCAAGUUCCCCAUCCGCCUGGAGGGUUUGGCCAGUCGCCAUCACAACUUCAGUUCCUACGAACCUGAGUUGUUCCCCGGUCUUAUCUACCGCAUGAUGAAGCCUAAGAUCGUGCUGCUUAUCUUCGUCAGUGGAAAGAUCGUCCUCACUGGUGCUAAGGUCCGUGAGGAGAUCUACCAGGCGUUCGAACUGAUCUAUCCUGUGCUUUCGGAUUUCCGUAAAGUCUAA